UCUUAUCGUAGCUUCAAUCAUCAUUCAGUAGUGAUCGGUUGUUCAGGUUACAUCUCGGAAAGGCAAACAUGAAGGCGUUCAUCGUAUUCUCUAUGGCUUUGGCCAUUGUUAGCUGUGGGGCAGUCGACAACAGCCAGAAGGAAAAACGGGGUCUCUGGGAGGAGAGCUAUGAGAACCACGAGCAGCGUCACUAUGACCCAUAUGAAGAUGACAACAGCCAGCUGCACCAUUUCUCAACCCAUCAGUUCAAGGAAUACGAACAUGAUAACCAGAAUCAGUAUUAUCAGCAUCAGGAUCUGAGCAACGGGUGGGAGGCAAAGAAGGAAAUCAAGCACAUCAUCACCAAGAAAGUCCCAGUUCCAUACCCAGUGGAGGUCGAGAAACGCAUCCCAGUCGAAGUGAAGGUCCCAUACCCAGUGGAAACUGAGAAGAAGGUCCCAGUUGUCGUCGAAAAGAAGGUCCCAGUGUACGUCGAGAAGAAGUACCCAGUCCAUGUAGAUCGCCCAGUUCCGUAUCCGGUGAAGGUUGAGGUCCCAGUCUACAAGAAAGAGUACGUUGAGGUCCCAAAGCCAUACGCAGUUCAUGUUGAGAAGCCUUAUCCAGUGUACGUGAGCAAGCCUGUCUACGUAGAGAAGCCAGUUCCAGUCACCGUCUACAUCAAGAAGCACGAGAAGAAACCUUUCUGGGGUUGAGUGAUGAUUGAGUUUGUGACUGAAGCCUGAAUCUACGUAGAGUUUCAGUGCUGAAUGUUGAUAAUAUAGUUAAUGUUUAAGAAAUUUAA
Messenger RNA from Uranotaenia lowii, 781 nucleotides. RefSeq names its product titin-like. The record is from RefSeq and is a predicted model, not a curated record. Lineage: Eukaryota; Metazoa; Arthropoda; Insecta; Diptera; Culicidae. The transcript has 2 exons. Bases 69 to 692 code for a protein of 207 amino acids.